Messenger RNA from Histoplasma capsulatum G186AR, 1884 nucleotides. RefSeq lists its product as uncharacterized. Gene Ontology annotation, cellular component: Holliday junction resolvase complex; nucleus. Gene Ontology annotation, molecular function: DNA binding; nuclease activity. The transcript is spliced from 2 exons. Bases 1 to 1884 code for a protein of 627 amino acids. Gene Ontology annotation, biological process: double-strand break repair; resolution of meiotic recombination intermediates; replication fork processing. NCBI's taxonomy places the organism in Eukaryota, Fungi, Ascomycota, Eurotiomycetes, Onygenales, Ajellomycetaceae. The record is from RefSeq and is a predicted model, not a curated record.
AUGCCUGAGGUUAUCAGCCUCCUAUCAUCGCCGUUUUCGGAGACGCAUCCAGUCCGUCAGUCGCCCAUAACAUCCGAGCCACUGGCUCGCACAGCUGGCAUCCCGUCUGAUGAUUCAAUUUUCGACUGGGGAGACACAAACCCUUCCAAGAAGCGAAAAUUGAGUUCCCAGCGCGGCCUCAGCCCUCCCAGACAACCUACCCUUUCCCCGGAAAAACGCCCUCUACUCCUAUUUUCUGACUUGGAAGAGAGUAUUAUAUCUUCUCCAGGAACCCAAUUAGACAAUGACUAUAUUUCAACAACGAAAAGCCGUAAAUGGAAUGGCGACAUAUCAGACCCUAUUGAAUUUACAUCAUCAGCCGCGGAUGGGAUAUCCACGCACGAUGGGGGCAACCAUGCAAAAAGAACUCCUGCUAUCAUAACAUUAGACGAUAGUAUAAUAGAAACGGAUGGCCUAUCUUCCCCGGGAUGUCCGCUGAAUAUCCCGUCACCAACUAUUUUGAAAGCCGGUUUGUCCGAUAAAACAACGAAUCUACUCUUGCGGAUUCAAAAUCGUUCGUCGGCUGAACCCAUCCAAUCCAAACAGAGAGUUAGCACCCAUGUGUCCAAAUCAAUACCCUCAAACUCUAGAAUACGAAUGCCAGACCCAAGCCCAACGACAGGUAUAGAUUCGAGCUCCCCUCCGCCAGUGCUUCCAACGUCCAAACCAGAAAGGGCACCCAAGAUGUCCACUACUGGUAGGGAAAUGCGGGAAGCAGAAAGGCGAGCUGCAAUGGAACGCCGCGAAAAAGAGAGGGAAGAAGUGAAAGCACGGAAGCAAAAAUUAAAGGAGCAAAAAGCAAAAGAGAAGCAACUAGCUGCUGACCUCGCAGAAGCCAACAAGCGGAAAUUCGAUAAGAAAAUUUCCACGCCGGAAAUGAUUAUAGACAUGUCGUCUAGCUUUGAAGAAUCCAGCGUUGGCAACCAAGUUACGGAGUACAUGCGACAUCUCGGAGUGGAAAAGCAUUUCGUUUCUACUCGCAUACCAAAUAUCGUUACAUGGAGGAGGAAAGUCACUGCUCGGUAUGAUGAUGAGGCUGCACUCUGGGAGCCUUGCCCUCUGACCAUUAGAACGGAAACACAUGUCCUAUGUCUAUUGUCGGCACAGGAAUUUGUUGACAUGUCGAUAGCAACAGUAAAUAGUGACAAUACCCUCGAUUCCCAUGUCCUCAAAAUAAAACGUACUUAUCCCGGCUGCAAACCAAUUUAUCUCAUCGAAGGCCUAGGCAUAUGGAUGAGGAAGAAUAACCAUUCAAGGAACAGAGCAUACCAGGCAUCUGUUCUUCGAGAAUUAGAAAGCAUCCCCCAACUUCAACAACCGCAACAGCCACCCAAACGCCAAAGAAAGCCCAAACAAGCAGCGCUCCAACCUGCGCUAGUCGAUGACGACACCAUCGAAGAUGCUCUGCUACAGCUCCAAGUGCAGCAUGGAUGCCUCAUCCAGCACACCGCAGCACCGAAUGAAUCUGCAGAGUGGAUUAAGAAUUUCACUGAACAUAUUUCCACGAUACCCUACGGUCAGGAGCUCAUAAAUCUGCACGACGCUUCAUUCUGCAUGGACGCCGGCCAGGUGAAGUCAGGCGAAGAUAACGCUGACACAUAUGUCAAAAUGCUACAAGAGAUUCAGCGUGUAACCGCUCCGAUAUCAUAUGGAAUAGCAUCGCAAUAUCCCACUGUGGGAGAUCUUGCGACAAAAUUGAAGGAGCAAGGGCCCUUACUUCUGGAGGAUGUAAAGAAAUGUGCAAAUAGAAGUGGUGCCCUGACAGAUGCCCGCGUUGGCCCCGCUAUGAGCAAGCGUUUAUAUAAAGUUUUCACGGGCUUGAAUCCAUCAUCAACCGAUAUCUGA